Molecule: messenger RNA, 2508 nt
Organism: Oncorhynchus gorbuscha (pink salmon)
Lineage: Eukaryota; Metazoa; Chordata; Actinopteri; Salmoniformes; Salmonidae
Exons: 6
Coding region: 650-1663 (337 amino acids)
Biological process (GO): regulation of DNA-templated transcription
Cellular component (GO): nucleus; cytoplasm
Source: RefSeq, a predicted model, not a curated record
AAAUUUGAAUCUGGAUCAACACAAUCGUUAUAUGUAUUAUUUGCUUCAUUAACAUCGAAAUAGGUUAAAGAUCAAUGUUGUCAGGGUUGAUAUCCUGCCCAACAAGGAAGAGAUACAGUCGGAAUCAUCCAGAGAGUGGAACGGAAACAUAGAAGUGCUUGGGUCGUACUCUACAGUCAAUGUAACUAGACGAGUAGUACAGCAUGUCCCUUUUCCUUUAUACUGCUUGCAGUGUUUGUGGGUUUACAGUGGUUACGACUUCUUCUAGCCUAUGAUACGUUUUAUAAUAACGUUUUUAAAACAAUGGAAGCCUGAUUGGUAUUACCUUUACUUCGUCUUUCGGGAACUGUUCAGGUUGAAUGUCGGGAUUGAUGUCUUGUGGUGUCUGCGCUCUUGGCAUUUUCUGAUAUUGAACCUCGAUUCGAAGCUAUUGGUAAGAUGCGGAUGGUGUUCAUCCCAUCACUAAGCAGUAUGAGUCAAUGUGGCUACAUGUUCAGUAUCCUCCCUCUGCCUGGCCAUGUUGUGCCCAGAGCCUCCAACUUCUCCUGUCACACUGACAGAAGGAAACUAAAGAGGGAGCCCAAGGCAGGUGGUCCUUCCUCCAUUCUCCAACAGGACCCUUCACCAUCCCUCCUUCCUGCCCCUGUACAUGGCAGCCAUGGGAUCGGCCCAGUACCCCUGGAGACCCCACCAACAGCCAGGUGAGGACAGGACAGGUGGACCACCACCCCUCUCAGUACCAGUUAUGACUCCCUCAGAGUUCUUCUACACGGACCCCACCAUGCGCCGGGGACAACGGGUACCGAACAUCGUGACCGAGUUGCAGGUUUUUGAGUGCUUCCAACUCAACACCCCUCGCCCCAUCAUGUCCUUUUGCCCCGCACCCCCCGUCAGACCUGACCCCUUCAGAACACAAGCCCACCCUACCAGAGACCUGGGUGGCCACACCUGGUGGAGGGACCCUCCCCAUCUGCCCAUCACCCCCAGGCUGAGGCCCCUUGCACCCAGGCCCAGAGAGAGGGGACGGAGUCAGGCUGUGAUCCAGCUAAGCCUGGAGGAGGAUCAGGCUAUAACCAACCUACUGAAGCUCCAUCACCAAAAGCCUGCCCAUCCAGAGGUCACCACUGCCGUCAUCUCCACCCAGGUGGCUUGUCCUGAAGGGACAUCGCCAAUUGAUCACACCUCAACCCUUAGCCAGCCAUCAGUGGGUCAGUCCAUUCCCACCACCAAACCAUCUCCAGCUGAAGAGAUGGGGCUCUUUGUGUUAGACAUCUUGGAGCACCAACAUCAGAACCAGCCCAGACUGAGGUCUGUUGUGGAGCUGGAGGCAGCGAACGCAUUGCUCACUAUGGAUGAGGAGUCGGUCAGUCUGAUGGAUGUUGAAGGGCCCUGGAACCAGACUCAGACCCUGGACAGGCCCUCUAACAGAAGCCCUGAGAAUCUACAUCUCCAGUACUUCUCACCCGAAGAGUGUGAUGGUGAUGCACUGCCAUUAGAAGACGAUGAAAGCUGCCUAUCCCCAGAAGCUUUGCCUCCAAUGACCAGUAUUUGUGAUGCGGUGGCUCUGAGAAAUGGGACUGUCACAGAGUCUGAGGGGAUGGCUGUGGAUGCCCUGUUAAUACUGGGUGACCUCACAACCCCAUGUUGUCCUCAUUUCAGUUAAUUGCCCACAGAUGUGCACAACAUAUGACAGUUAAUCUCAGGUUCAAUUAGAGAAAACAAAACUGUAAUUGAAGACCUUUUUACAAGUGUGCACCACACAGUCUAAUUAACCACUUCAUUUUCCUUUGUGCCUUUUUGUAUUUUGUUACUUGCCAAAUAGUUCAAAUAUUAUAUUAAUAUUUCAGACUAAAGUCAAUCUUGUUUGAUCUGUUGAAAAAAACACUUCCAUUGAAAAACAUGAUCGAGUUUUAAUAAGAACACUGGUCUUAAACCAGAGUAAACCCACUCACUCAAACAAACGGAAUGGAAUGUGGUUUUAACCAAUAAGCAUUCAGUAUUAGACCUACCCGUUGUAUAAAGAGGUAAUAGAGACCUGUUGAUAUCAUAACAGUAUGGCUUCACUAGAGCUCCAUGUUACCAAUAUUACUACUGUACAUCACAAACAACCAGGUUUUGUGGUCUUGACAUUAUGUUUGCGACUUGGCUAUGACUUUUUUUGUGUCCAGAAAUGGCAGUCAAAUGUAUUCAACCCUGUAGUGACGACGAUAACGCAGCUGUAGGACUUGUGCUUCGAGUACAAUCCAUUGGAAGGCACUUCAGAGUUUGAUCUAUACUUGAUAUACCACCUGAUACGUGUAAACUGGUAUGGUAUACCUGACUGACAUUGAUGCAGGGGAACUUUUCAACUGGAGCUUUCCUCUGGCAGUGUGUGGGGUUAGGUGCAGGUUCGCACACACACAAACAUACACUCUCACUCAUACUAUACACUCUCACUCAAAUACAUACUCAACAUUAAAGAGAGGAGUCCAUUUUUGUUUGCCUGUAAUAAAUUAGUACAUCAUCCUC